This is a messenger RNA of Carya illinoinensis, 1689 nucleotides long. Its product is annotated as zinc finger BED domain-containing protein RICESLEEPER 2-like. Lineage: Eukaryota; Viridiplantae; Streptophyta; Magnoliopsida; Fagales; Juglandaceae. The transcript is spliced from 6 exons. Gene Ontology annotation, molecular function: protein dimerization activity. Bases 1 to 1689 code for a protein of 562 amino acids. The record is from RefSeq and is a predicted model, not a curated record.
AUGGGUGAUCCAGUGAAUGAUGUUGAUCCGGUAGAGGAGUAUGAAAAUGAAAGCUCUGUUGGGAUUAGCUUAGUAGAGGCCAUAUCUGAUAAUGAUAGAGACACUGCCCAAAAUUCUCAAGCCCCUAAUAUUGUGUCUACUGAGGGCCCUUUCACAGAAGUUCAAACAGUAGCCUAUGAAAGAAAAAAAAGAAAGAGGACUCCUGAUAUUUGGAAGGAUUUUGUUGAAAUUGAUAGCAAUGGGGUUAAACAGCCUCAAUUUGAGUCUAAGGAGGCAGAUGGUGCCUUCACUGUCUCAAACUUUACCUAUGAUCGUAAUAGGGUCCGAAAGCUUGCCUCUCAUAUGAUACUUUACCAUGAAUAUCCAUUCUCUUUAAUGGAACAUGUGAGGCAUGUCUUGAAUUUUUGUAAUGUGCCACCUCCACAUACUGGCCUUCUUAUUGCUGAUGCUUUAGAAAAGUGUUUCCAAAAUUGGGAGAUUGAGAAUAAAAUUAGUUCAAUUACUGUUGACAAUGCUAGUUCUAAUGAUGUUGCCAUUUGGAUCUUGAAAGAUGAUUUUAGAUUGAAGAAAACAUUGUCUGUAAAUGGCCAACUGUUUCAUGUACGUUGUUGUGCACAUAUAACAAAUUUACUUGUACAGUAUGGACUUGGGGAGAUUAGGGAUAUUGUUGAUUGUGUUAGAGAUGGUAUAAAAUAUCUGGUAGCAUCAGAGAGUAGGCUAAAACAGUUUAGUGAAAUUGCAAAACAGUUACAAUUACCCUCAAAGAAACUGAUUUUAGAUAUGCCUACAAGAUGGAAUAGCACUUAUUUAAUGUUGGAUGCUGCAAUUCAGUUUAAAAAAGUUUUUCCUAGAUAUGGUGAUAGAGAUAGAUGUUUUGAAUGGGUUCCAACUAUUGAAGAGUGGGGGCAAGUUGAAAAUAUUUGUCAACUAUUAGCUAUUUUCAAUGAAGUCACCAAUAUUGUAUCUGGAAGUGAUUACCCAACAGCAAACUUAUUUCUUUCUGAAGUUUGGAGAAUGAAUGACAUCUUAGGUAAGAAGAGUAGAGAUGAGAAUGAGUACGUGAAAUCAAUGGCUGCAAAGAAUAUUGAUCAUGUCUCUACUGUGUUGCUUGAGUUAUAUAAUGAGUAUGUUCAUGAAUACAAUUCAACUCUUGAGGCACAAAGAGAGCAGGAUAAUGCUCGAAUGAAUGUAUCUGGUUCUUCCUCAAGUGUUGGGACUAGGAGAAACAUGCAGAGUGGCCAGUCAUUAUUUAAAUCUUUUCUUAGAAGUGUUGAUACCGUGCAGCUUAGUAAAUCAGAACUGGACAAUUAUUUAGAGGAGAUCAUUUAUAUUUGUGAAGAGGGUUCAGAUGCAAGUUUUGAUGCCUUGGAAUGGUGGAAAACAAAUAGUCUCAAGUUUCGAACUUUGUCCAAACUGGCCCGAGAUAUUUUGGCUACUCCAAUUACCACAGUUAGCUCAGAAUCAAUAUUAAGCACAAGAGGCAGAGUCAUUGAUACUCAUAGAGCUUCAUUGAAGACUGAAACUGUCCAAAUGUUGUUAUGUGGGUCUGAUUGGGUUAGAGCACUAUAUGGGCUUAAAAGAUCAUCCACAAAUUCUGUUGUCAUGGUGAUUUUGUUCAAGUUUGGGAACUUGUUGACUUCUGAUAUGGUGAACUCUGAUUUUUUGUUGGCCAUCUAUAUGUUUGUCUGA